Molecule: messenger RNA, 4205 nt
Organism: Porites lobata
Lineage: Eukaryota; Metazoa; Cnidaria; Anthozoa; Scleractinia; Poritidae
Source: the annotation of a GenBank genome assembly
AUGGCGUCGUUGUGCAUCAUUCUGGUGUGUUUUACCCUCGUCAAUUCAGCUUUAUCCGCUAAAAUUGCGGGUUUCAGUUUCGUGUCGUCAGGAUCUCACUACUUUGUUAUAAGAAACACUUUAGAGGAGCUAGCCUCGCGAGGUCACGAGGUAAAAAACGUUUUUUAUGAGACAACAUACAUUGUCAAAUUUUGAAAAAUCACUGGUCGCACAAGCAUACUACCAUAGUUUUACUUAAAUGACCUUAAAUGAUCUGAACCAGUUUGUUUAAGUGGGUUUAACCCUUCGAAAGGCUCGAUCAAUGUUAAAGUUUAAUCUGAACAUAUGUCAGUCUUAAUUAAUCUGCAUUGCUAAUUAUUCAACUGAUCAUUCAUUCGUAUAAUAUCGAAUAAUGAUUGAGUUUUGUUUGCUCGAUCUAGUAAUUGUUAUUGUUGCCAAAAUCUUCAGUAUUUUGUUUCAUUUACCUUUUCCAUAUUGUGCCAAAAAUAACACGAGGGAGGGGUGGCGGGUACUUCUGGGAAUUCUUGGUCGGGGUGUGCCGCCCGGUUCUCCAAAUCCUGACCGAUGACCAUAAGCUUAUUUCAGGCCAAAAAUGUCAUUUUUCACACCCGUUUUCGAGAGAGGGAUAGAAAGCAACGCGCGAGUGCCUUUGUGGCAAGGAUUAAAAUUUAUCGCAGUCAGUUUUAAGCUUUGUAAAAUUGUGCAGGGACAAAAGAAACUCCAAUCCAAUCUCCAAUCGUUACUUAACAACGAACGUUGGAAAGUCCUUGAAGCUCUUCGAAAUAUCUUCGUUAAAUCACCACAAACGGCACGAAAAUCGCGAGACGGCCGAUUAUCUCGGGCUCUCGAUGUGCGAGGUUAUUUUUAGAACUAUUAACCAUUUUAUUAUUCUGAUUUUUUUCGACUAAGGUUGCAAUGGUCGUGUCCUCAGACAGGCAAAGCAAACGCGGCGACAAAAUCCCUCAUAAGAAGUUUCAAGUGCCCUUCAAACCCGGCUUCAUCGAAGAAACUUUGAUAAGACCUGCACUGGAAGGAAACAAACAUAUGAUAGGAUGGAACGCGUAUAAGCUUCACCUGACAAUGUGCGAAAGUCUUCUUAACAGCACAGAACUUCUUGAAGAGCUAAAGGAUUUUGAUCUUAUUGUAUACGACUCGUUUGAUCCAUGUGCAGUUCUGCUAAGCGGUCUUUUAAGGCUUCCGAAAGUAGCAAUCUCAAUCCCCGGGGGGGGCACUUUAGGAAUUUCUGGGUGGGGAUGUGCCGCUGGGAGCCUGGAACCCUUAACCUUUACCAGAGCUAGUUCAGCUGAAUUUUGAUCUUCCCCCUUCCUAGAGUAGCUGUGUACCUAGUCUAGAUUUCAACCAACUGAUCAGUUUCUGUUAUUCUAGAGCCAAACGCUCUGAUUUAUAUACCCUAUCCUAAAACUGCUUGAAAACCAUACCCUUCAAUCACACCGCCGAAUAACCCUUUUUCUAUUUUCCAUAUGGUUCCUAUGCCUUUGUCGUACGUACCAAUACAUCAAUCUGGAUAUUCAAGCAACAUGACUUUCAUACAGCGGGCUGUGAAUGUAGUUUCCUAUUGUCUAAUGCAAGCUCUAUUCAAGAUUCUCUAUGUUCGUUCAUAUGAUGCGCUGAUGGCUAAGUUUAAUAUCAGUGCGGAAAGAAGCUUUAGGGAAAGUUUUGGUAACGCCGAACUGGUGAUUUUCUUAGCGGAUUUUGCCAUGGAGUAUCCACAGCCUCUUCUACCAGGUGGGUUUGAUGCGCCUCAAAGACGUACACCACUUAUCAAGUGUGUUUGUACCCUGCGAGCAGAGGCCCUUUGGUCUUCCUAGAUAAGUCGGGAAGAGGAGGAAGGGAUUUAUCUAGGAAGAUCGAAGGGCCUCUGCUCGUAGGGUAGUGUAUUUGUGGUCUCCCAGACUUUAUCGCAAUGACUCCAGUCCGCUUACUUUCUCAGAUGUUGGCAUUUUUUUUAAAGUUGAAUUGUCAGGGAACGCAUCCAAGUUUAAAAAGAAAAAGGAAAUUCUUCUUCGUACGUUCACUUCCACCAGUAGUCGUGCAGCGAAGACAAAAAAUGUAUACUCUGCGUAGCAGGCGCAAAAAAGGAGAGAGGAGAGGGAAAAACCGAAAGAAACCAGGGGGAGAGGGAGAAUUUUCUUUUCUUCCCAUUCCCUUCUCUUUUUGUCCGUCCCUCCCCCUCCCUUUUCGACGCCUUAACUUACUUUGCCUUUCACUUUUACAGUUACUCGAACGACCAUAGUCACAAAACUGAAUGUUAGAUAAGCCAAAAGGGAGUUAUUUGACAAUUAUGGUGCAUGAAAAGUUUUGAUCCUAGAACAUUGAGCGCAACACGUCAUGUUUAAUAUAUAUAUUUACCUCAAUAAAAUUUUUUUGUGUACUUAUUUUUAGGUAACAUAAUGGUUGGUCCGAUCACUGUGAAAAAACCAAAGCCGCUCCCCCCUGAUUUCGAAGAAUUUAUCCGCGAUUCAGGAGGGCAUGGCUUUAUCGUGGUGUCGUUUGGGUCUUAUGUAGAAUCGGUUCUAAAUAAAGAAAAGCUAGAUAUGCUGGCUACGGUGUUUGGAAAGUUAAAGCAAAGAGUGCUUUGGAGGCUAAAAGGUAGGAAAAUAGUGCUUCUAAAGAAAUCACAUUUACAUUGAAACAUAAGACAAUCCUUUAUUAUGAUUUCUUAGAUUAUGUUCCCCCGUCUCUAAGUCCAAAAAUCAAAGUAGUGGAGUGGUUACCUCAGAAUGAUCUUCUGGGCCACAAGGACAUCAAAGCGUUUGUCUCCCAUGCGGGACAUAACAGUGUGUACGAGUCUGCUUAUCAUGGGGUCCCUGUGGUAGCAGUUCCGCUGUUUGCAGAUCAGUUCGCAAAUGCCAAGAAAGUGGAACAAUUUGGACUAGGAAUCGCUGUCGAUCAUGAAACAGUGGAUGCCCAUCAGUUAUUCAAGACAAUUGAACGCGUUGCUACAGAACCGAGGUAAACGAAUGUACUUUAAAUGUUUUACAAUGUUCUUUAAAGUACUACUUUUCAGCAGGCUCCGGUUUUCAGUUAGUUGCGUGGCGCAGAUUGUUUUUUGCCCCAAUCACAUCAUAGAUCUUAACAUUCGAAUCAGUAGUCACAUUGAACUUAACCUGAGAUCAGGCUCUAUUUCCGUUUCGCUUUAAAAAUUACAUUCCGGCGGGCAAGGCAACGGUAGCCGUUAGAGAGAAUGUAUGAGAACCGCUAAAAUUGGGCCUGAUCUCAGGUUACCGUGAACUAAAAAUGGGCGUCCGCUGCGACGAAAUCAGGAAAGAGCAAGACUACGCUCUACUGAUUUUGGACUUGCUUUCGAUUAGCCGGUGUCGCCUUAAACCUUCUGUAUACAAAUGGUUUAAACGCAUGCUAUCUUCCGAUAGGAGUCAUAACUGUUUGCAGACAUUGUUUUUGUAACGAGUGAAACAAAAGAAUCUUUUGUUUCAAGAACCAGUGCGCUUGUGUUCGGCACAUUAAUAUCAGCGUGAGUAUCGCUAUAUGGUUAAGAAAGUGGCGCGAACUAUUUUUCGUUCACUCACAUAAUAGAGGUUCACGAAGGCGAUGAGAAAAGCGCGGGAAAACUGCCGCUGCCAGAAAGAGCAUUAUUGGUGUUGGUCUCUCUCCUGACUGUGACGCAAAAACUUGUUACAGCCAAUCGCGAAGCAUUGGAGAAAACAAAGGGAAUCGAGAAAUUCCUUUGGUAAAAAUGACGCGACCCAAAUACUAUUCAAGUUCGACAUCGCGUUGUCUCAGAGGGGUUUGAUCUGUAAAAGCAGCAGACCAUUGAAGCGGAGUAUGCAAAUCAAUGUCCGCGACGCAGACAUAGGAUAGUAGAUUUUUAUUGGCAGCUAAGGGUAGCUGUUUCGUCCUGGAAAACAACAACUUACUUAGCCCGCUGAAAUUAUUGUUUCAGAUAUAAGAUUAAAGCCGUGCGAAUAUCUCGGCUGAUGCAAGACAAGCCACGGACCCCAUUAGAAACAACUUGUGAUUGGAUAGAGUAUGUGAUCAGACAUGGUGGAGCCCGCCAUCUCAGAGCUCAAGUGUUUAACAUCCCUUGGUAUCAGUAUUACCUACUUGACGUCAUAGCUUUUCUUGUUGCCAUAGUUACAUUGGUUGUCAAGAUGGUAAGGUUGACAUGCAGACUCAUAUGUCGACUGUGUUGUGAGAAGAGUAGAAACAAAGCCAAGAAAGAGUAA